CCUGCACCUAAUGCCUGCAUGCAGCAGGUCUGCUCAGUGCCCCAUCACCCCAGUGCAGGCUGUGAUCAGCGCCUCCAGGAGAGGAGAGGGGGGCUUCCUCCAGCCCCUCAGCCUUAUGAGCUGCCCUACAAGCCAUGACUCUGAGCUCUGACAUGACCGAUGCCUCUGCCCUGGCUGAUGAGACCGACAUAGAUGUGGUGGGAGAGGGGGAGGACGAGGAGCCCAGGGGCUGCCACUAUGCUCAGGAGGAAGAGGAGGAAGAAGAGGAGGAGGUGGUGGUGGCAGAGGACCUGCUGAUGCCCAGGUCCCCCCAGUGCUCAUCAACCAAAGAGUCCUCAUACAAGCCGGGGAGCAGCAAGACCACCCUGGUGAAGCCCCCCUACUCCUACAUUGCCUUAAUAACCAUGGCUAUCCUGCAGAGCCCAAAGAAGAGGCUGACCCUCAGCGAGAUCUGCGACUUCAUCAGCCAGCGCUUCCCCUACUACCGGGAGAAGUUCCCCGCCUGGCAGAACUCCAUCCGCCACAACCUCUCCCUCAAUGACUGCUUCGUCAAGAUCCCCCGGGAGCCUGGCAACCCUGGCAAGGGCAACUACUGGACGCUGGACCCUGAGUCAGCGGAUAUGUUUGACAAUGGGAGCUUUCUCAGGAGAAGGAAGCGCUUCAAGAGGCAGCAAACCCCAGAGCUGCUUCUCAGGGAGCCCGGGCACUUCAUGCCAACCUAUGGCUAUGGACCCUACAGCUGUGGCUAUGGCAUCCAGCUGCAGCCCUAUCACCCACAUUCUGCCUUGAUUGCCUUCCAGCCCCCACACAGACAGCCAACCAAUGCCACUGCCAUGCCAAAUCCAUCCAUGUUACCAGAUCUGCCCAGGACCUGUACAUUCUACCCUCACCAACUUAACCCAGCACUUCCAGCCUCCAUACAGACUGCCAAGAACUCCAGCUCGACCCUCAGCCGCUCCUCCACCUUCUCCAUUGAGAGCAUCAUAGGUGGGGGGGACAUGAGCCCAAUUCAGUGCAGCAACUCUUCUUCCAAAGCAUCGGGGGUCCCCGUUAUCUCCAGGGCCCUGGUGACUUUCUCCAACUCUCCUGCUGUUGCUGCUUUAGGUGGGGCCUUGCAGCCUGGAACCAUCCUUACCAAUGGGGAACCUUAUACCACUAGGAUUGCAAACUCUUAAUACAACUCAGGCUUGUGCUGAGAAGGUAGGAUGCUUUCUAUGGCUUCUGCAUUACUGUUGCCUUUAUCUACCAUUGGUAAUACAAGGAAGGCCCUAGCAGCCAUACUUGCACCUCUAAUGUACUAUAUUGUGUGUUCAUCCCAAGCCAAGGUAACCUGCAAAUGCAAAAACAAGAAAAAGACAAAACAAAAACAAAAAAAAGCCUUCACCAUAGUAGCAUGGUACUUUACCCCCAUAAGCUGCCCGUUUGUGGGGUUCUCAGGUCUGCCAGAGUCAUAGCAAGUCUCUAGGAAUGAAAGCAAUAAGUCUCUUCUAGUGCACCAGAAUGAUUGACAUGUUUACACAGACAGCUGUCAUUUUUUAUUUCAUCCUGUGUUUUGUAUUAUAAUAGACUGGGGGUUUUCUACUUUUAAGUGUUCUUAUUAUUAAUGUAAAAAAU
Hyla sarda is the source of this 1614-nucleotide messenger RNA. RefSeq names its product forkhead box D1 (gene FOXD1). The coding region runs from base 135 to 1175 and encodes 346 amino acids. Gene Ontology annotation, biological process: anatomical structure morphogenesis; regulation of transcription by RNA polymerase II; cell differentiation. Gene Ontology annotation, molecular function: DNA-binding transcription factor activity, RNA polymerase II-specific; RNA polymerase II cis-regulatory region sequence-specific DNA binding. The record is from RefSeq and is a predicted model, not a curated record. The transcript has a single exon. NCBI's taxonomy places the organism in Eukaryota, Metazoa, Chordata, Amphibia, Anura, Hylidae.